AUGUUCCAUCUCUACCGACGGGUCGGUCUCAACUACUGGGGAAAGGGCGUUGGCGACGGUCAUCGGUCUACACUCUAUGCUCAAUGGUCUCCAUAUGCUACGGGCUAUGCUCUGGUCCAGCCCAGUGGAAUGCGUGUCCACACUGUGCUGCACGUGCGACCAUUGCAGACGCGGUCACGGUGUGGCCAAGGGUACCGAGACCGAUCGGAGCCGGACUCUGCCGGCAGGGUUGUGGCCGGCAAGCGACCCGACGUCGGCGAGACCGCGACGUACAAGGAGGACGAGUUUAGAAACGGGGGGUUCGGGGAUGGAACAGCGGCGUGCUACACUUAG
Messenger RNA from Trichosporon asahii var. asahii CBS 2479, 333 nucleotides. RefSeq lists its product as uncharacterized. Bases 1 to 333 code for a protein of 110 amino acids. The transcript has a single exon. The record is from RefSeq and is a predicted model, not a curated record. NCBI's taxonomy places the organism in Eukaryota, Fungi, Basidiomycota, Tremellomycetes, Trichosporonales, Trichosporonaceae.